Varanus komodoensis (Komodo dragon) is the source of this 3630-nucleotide messenger RNA. RefSeq names its product X-prolyl aminopeptidase 2 (gene XPNPEP2). The transcript is spliced from 21 exons. Gene Ontology annotation, molecular function: metalloaminopeptidase activity. The record is from RefSeq and is a predicted model, not a curated record. Lineage: Eukaryota; Metazoa; Chordata; Lepidosauria; Squamata; Varanidae. The coding region runs from base 304 to 2343 and encodes 679 amino acids.
GCAAAAUCACCAGGAAAAGAUCAAAGAGAUAGCAGGUUUUCUGCUGCCUGACAUUUGGACUUUGUAGCUUCCAUCACGUGCUGUGCUAUCUGUUUGCUUUAUCUGGCGAAUAGAACGGGAUCGCUGGGGCACGAAAGAGCAAUAUAAUCGGGAAGCUUACCUGGGCUUCUUUUCUUACCUGGGUUGCACCACAAACUUCUGCAAGACCCAGGCACUGGCAGAGGCACCGUGAGCCUCUGGCCGAUAUUUUAAGCUUUCCUCAAAAACCUUACCUUGGUGAAUCUCCAGUCUGUAAAAUAAGAGAUGGCUCGUUUCUCCUCUUGUAUCUCAUGGGUCUGGACGGUCCUCCUUCUGGACGGUUGUACUGCAGGUUAUCUCAAGCAAGCAACUUCUGGAUCCAGGGACACCAGAAACUGCACAGCCAACCCUCCGUAUUUGCCUCCCACGGUGAUCCGAACGGACAAACAGCUGGAAGCCUUGCGGCUGCACAUGCAGUCGCUCAACCUCUCCGCCUACAUCGUCCCCAACACGGAUGCGCACAUGAGCGAGUACAUUGCCGAACGGGACAAGAGGCUGAGCUGGAUGACGGGCUUCACAGGAUCAGCAGGGACGGGUGUGAUCACUUUGCAGAAAGCAGUCCUCUUCACAGACAGCCGCUACUGGAUCCAAGCUGAGCGCCAGAUGGAUUGCAACUGGGAGCUGCAGAAGUCAGUCUGGAUCGACAACAUUGGGCAGUGGAUACAGGAUGAGGUUCCUGCUGGGAAGAGAAUCGGAUUGGACCCUUACCUCUUUUCCAUCGAUAACUGGGAGAGCUACAGCCAAGUCCUGGAGAGUCACGGUAGGAUCCUUGUUCCCAUCGAGGACAAUCUGGUGGACCUUGUAUGGACUGAGAGGCCACCUCCACCCACUGACACCAUCUACCAACUCGCAGACAACUUUGUCGGCAGCACCUGGAAGGAGAAGGUUACCAAUAUCCGGAACCAAAUGGAGAUGCACAGCGAGAAGCCCACCGCGGUCUUGCUCUCGGGUCUCGAGGAAACCGCUUGGCUCUUCAAUCUUCGAGGAGACGACAUCCCCUACACACCUGUCUUCUACUCCUACACACUUCUUACCAAGACGAAUAUCAGCCUCUUUGUGAACCAGAGCCGACUGAGUGCGGAGGCCCUGCAGUCACUGACUGCUGAGUGCCCGGGGCCCCUGUGUGUGCGGAUGGAGGAGUACAAGCAAGCCAGUGCCAGCCUGAGAAGCUACGCCCAGCAGGGCGGCGUUCGCAUCUGGAUUGGAACGGAGUACGCCAACAUUGCUCUCUACAGAGAAAUCCCCUUGGCAAAGGUCCUAGAAGAUCAGUUCUCCCCUGUCAUGAUCACCAAGGCAUCCAAGAACCCCAAGGAGCAAGAGCUGAUGCGGGCGGCCCACAUACGAGACGCGGUCGCACUGAUCCAGUACUUGGUCUGGCUGGAAAAGAACGUUCCCUCUGGUUCUGUGACCGAAAUGUCUGGCGCACGCUACGUGGACCAGCUGCGGAGGAAAGAGCUGUACUGCCGUGGGCCCAGCUUUGAGACAAUCUCUGCAAGUGGACUGAAUGCAGCUCUGGCCCAUUACAGCCCAUCCAAUACUACCAGCCGCUCCCUGUCUGUGAAUGAAAUGUACCUGGUGGACUCUGGAGGCCAGUAUUACGAUGGAACAACCGACAUAACCCGGACUGUCCACUGGGGGGAACCAACGGCUUUGCAGAAGGAUGCCUACACACGGGUACUGAUGGGGAACAUUGACCUGUCCAGGCUUGUUUUUCCACCCAGGACGUCAGGCAGACUGGUGGAAGCCGUGGCUCGCCAGCCCCUCUGGGAAGCGGGGCUCAACUAUGGCCAUGGGACUGGACACGGCAUCGGCAACUUCUUGUCUGUUCAUGAAUGGCCUGUGGGCUUCCAGUCCAACAACAUACCCUUGGAUAAGGGCAUGUUCACCUCCAUAGAACCUGGUUAUUACAGGGAUGGUGAAUUUGGGAUCCGUCUUGAGGAUGUUGCACUUGUGGUACAGGCGAAGACUAAGUACCCAGUGCGUGGCGAGUCCUUCCUGACUUUCGAAGUGGUGUCGCUGGUGCCUUACGCACGGAAUCUCAUCGACGUGAACCUCCUGUCCCCGGAGCAGAUCGAGUUCAUCAACAGAUACUACGAGACCAUCUGGCAGCGCGUGGGGCCCGAGCUGCAAAGACGCAAGCUGGACGAGGAGUACCAGUGGCUGCAGCGGAACACGCAACCCCUCUCCCGGUCGUUCCUGUUAGCGGCCUCCCUUGGCACACUCGCCAUGGGCACCCUGGCCUCCACUCUUAUCCCAGGGGCGUAGGACAGGGCCUGGGACAUGUGGCGGCGUGGCCUCCAUCUUCAGCCCUGCAUGGAGGCCUGCUUGAACUGCUCAUCCACCUCAGCCCUUGCCCGUAUCUUCUGGGACUCUCUGGCCUCUGAAUACCUUUGCUACCAAGCCUUCUCCCCAACAAGCUUAUAUAUGGUCUCCUUCAUCCAGGCAAGAAAAUAUACAAACAGCUCUGAGUUUCUAUCUUGAACCAACGUUUCCUAGCCAGGAUGGAGCAGAGCACUUGUAGAGAAAAAGAGAACAUGACGGACUGUUGUCCUAGACUCCCCCAAGUCUUUGGAGGAUUGUACUUCCCUCAUGUCACACAAGAAUGUGACAUGAGAUCCCUAAUCCUUUUGGGGCUGUGGGCACAUUUGAAAUUUUGGGUGUGCCAUGGGCAUGCUCAUGAAAUGGUUGCCAAGGUCGGUGUGACCAAGUACAAGCAGCCACUUCCCACAGGCCAAUUGGUAAGACUAACUGAAAAUUAACUGCAGAACAACCUAAGGUCAAACCAAAGGUUGGGUCUGAGAGCCACUCUUUUGAACCCACAAUUUUCUGCUUCAACCCAUUUCACAGAAGGCAAACUGAGGAGGCUGAGAAACGAGUAACUUGGCCAAUACACUCAGAACAAGGCAGAGGCAGGGUCUGAGCUCCAACUGCCAAAUAACAACAAAACCCCUAUUUCACAGAAGACAGCUAGUGUUACUCUGGGGGGAAAAAACCAUACACAGCCACAAAACACACGCUGAGCAACACUUGCCCCACACUCCAAUUCCCCCAAAACCAGAGAAAACACAUCCACCUCUGACAACAUGAGCAAAACAUGCAUACACACAAAGAAUCCUGGGAAAACCCAUCCUAUGCAAAUAUACCUGCCACGCUUAUCAUCUAAGAAUCCCUCUCUGGCUCCAUGGCACAUGUACUCUCCCACAUACUACAUAUUCCUUGGAAAUGCAUGUGGCAUUGGAGGCCAGCCCUUUGUUAACCUCUCAGCUGUUUUUGCUAAAAAAAUCUAAAAAAGGAAUAUAAAAAGCAGGAGGGACUGGAAACUUGGGGGGGGGGGUGUUAUGGCUCCCCAGUUAAGCCCUUGGUAAGGGGCUGAGAGGCCCAAGUGCCAUCCUCUCUGAAGCCUGAACCAAUGCCGUGCUUUCCCCAGUGGGAAAAAUACACACCUUGAAUACAUAUCACCUUUUCACCAACACCCCUGAAGACAGUAACGUUUGACGGCGGCACUUAGCGAUCAGUGUGUUGUUCCGGCUUGAAAACACAAAAGGAUGACAA